GACUGAUUAUUGGUGUGGAUGUGGCAAGUAGCGACUGCAGAUGUGUCGGUGCUGACGUGGCGGGUGGUCACUCUCCUAGAUCUGUCGCGAUUGCGACUGAUCCGGUUCUUGAUUGAGGCGACGUGGCGGUGUCCCGCUCGCUCCUGUCAACGCCCCUCUUCAUGCGCUCUGUGCUUGCCGAUCCCGACUGCUUAGAGCGCAAUGCUGGACUUCUCACAAAUUUUGAAGUUCUGGGGCUCUUACGUCUACGGGGUGCUGACCCUGGUUCAGAUGGCGCUGCUAUUGGGACCGGAGCCACACAAUCGGAAUGCCAGGUAUUUGAGUAUCUUGCGCAGAGUCCUGCCGGAACACAGAAUAGACAGGCUGUUGCGGACUUUAUGAGAGAAGCAGAUGUCUUCGGGCUGUCGGGACUCGAGAGGCUGCAAACAGUCAAUCUCCGGCCAUCUUCUGCUGUCGAGAUUAAUCUGAUGGGUCUGUGGGCACUUGCCGCUUAGAGAAGAGGUUCACAGAGCCCUAAAUUUUCAGGGUUUUUAAGGGGCCUAAAACCCGAUGCAGUAACCCGUGU
This is a messenger RNA of Chara braunii, 565 nucleotides long. Lineage: Eukaryota; Viridiplantae; Streptophyta; Charophyceae; Charales; Characeae. The record is from the annotation of a GenBank genome assembly.